This is a messenger RNA of Anoplopoma fimbria (sablefish), 3609 nucleotides long. RefSeq names its product protogenin homolog a (Gallus gallus) (gene prtga). Bases 19 to 3609 code for a protein of 1196 amino acids. Gene Ontology annotation, cellular component: axon; plasma membrane. Gene Ontology annotation, biological process: axon guidance; cell-cell adhesion. The record is from RefSeq and is a predicted model, not a curated record. Lineage: Eukaryota; Metazoa; Chordata; Actinopteri; Perciformes; Anoplopomatidae. Gene Ontology annotation, molecular function: protein binding. The transcript is spliced from 19 exons.
GACAAUUCAUGUAGAUAAAUGGAGCCUGUCAAAAGGAAACUAUAUCAGCGUUUGCUGUGCUUUGUCGUUUUUCUUCCAAUCUCAGGUGUUUUAUGCUUUAGUGAGUUAUUUUUCAUCAAGGAGCCCCAUGAUGUCACUGCCAUGCGGAGAGAAGCCGUUAUUUUGGACUGUCAGGCACAUGGAGAGUCACCCAUUGACGUCAGAUGGCUCAAGAAUGGAGUAAAAGUGGUGGAGAACGAAAGGGUGUACCAUCUCUCCAAUGGCUCCCUUUAUAUUUCAGAGGUGGAGAGCAGAAGAGGAGACAAAUCAGAUGAAGGGCUCUAUCAGUGCCUUGCUCAGAACAAGUAUGGCGCAAUCCUGAGCCAGAAAGCCCGUCUUACAAUCGCAAGUAUUUCCGCUUUUUCAAUCCAGCCGACGUCUAUAGUUGUGACUGAAGGCUCAAUUGCCAGGUUUUCCUGCAAAAUCAGUGCACACCCUCCUUCCAUCAUCACUUGGGAAUUCAAUCGGGUAACAUUACCCCUUGCCACUGAAAGAAUCACAGUCCUGCCCAGUGGUGUUCUCCAGAUCCACGGGGUGCAGCGGGCAGAUGCUGGAAAUUACCGUUGCAUCUCCACCAACAUUGCCAGCCGCCGCCGAAGCACAGAGGCCACCCUCACUGUCACCCCAGCUCCCAGGCCCCAGGUUCCCCAGAGGCCACGCAUCAUCGCUGGGCCACAGAACAUUUCAGUGUCGCUCCAUCAGAGUGCCAUCCUAGAGUGCAUGGCCACAGGCAAUCCCCGACCCAUCAUUUCCUGGAGCCGAGCGGACAGCAAGUCUAUUGAUGUUUACAACACCAAAGUGUUGGGGAACGGCAACCUCAUCAUCACAGACAUCAAGCCCCAGCAUGGAGGAGUCUAUAUGUGCAGAGCCACCACUCCUGGCACCCGAAACUAUACAGUCGCUUCAGCCAAUAUCACUGUGUUAGCACCACCUUCCUUGGUGGAGUGGCCAGAGAGCCUGACCCGUCCACGUGCCGGUACCGCCCGCUUUGUGUGUCAAGCAGAAGGAGUUCCAACGCCUCAAAUCACUUGGCUCAAGAACGGAGAGAAGGUUCACUCCAAUGGUCGAAUCAAGAUGUACAACAGCAAACUGGUCAUCAACCAGAUCAUCCCUGAGGACGAUGCCAUCUAUCAGUGCCAGGCGGAGAACGAGCAGGGAUCGGUCCUCUCUAUGGCGAGGCUCAUCGUGGUGAUGUCUGAGGAUCGGCCCAGUGCUCCCAGGGAGAUCCGAGCUGACACGGUUUCGAGCUCCGCCAUCCUCCUGGCGUGGGAGAGGCCUCAGUAUAACUCUGAUAAAGUUAUUGCUUACUCAGUGCACUACAUGAAGGCUGAAGGAUUAAACAACGAGGAAUAUCAAGUUGUCAUUGGAAACGAUACAACUCGCUACAUUAUUGAUGACCUGGAGCCGGCUCGCAACUACACCUUCUACGUGGUGGCCUACAUGCCCAUGGGAGCCAGUCGUAUGUCGGACAACGUGUUCCAGCACACGCUCGAGGAUGUUCCGCUCCGUGCCCCUGAGCUCAGCCUCACCAGCCGCAGUCCCAUCGACAUCCAAGUAUCUUGGCAGCCCCUUCCAGACAAGCUGAGUCGUGGCCGAGUCUCCGCCUACCGUUUGUCCUAUCGCACCAGUACUGAGAAUACAGUCUCACAGCUGGAGCUACCUGGAGACAAGACCCAGCAUCUCCUGGAAAACCUGCAGCCUGACACCAUCUACCUCCUGCGCAUUGUUGCUGCCACCAGUGUUGGUUGGGGUGAGCAGUCUGUCUGGACGUCCCACCGCACUCCGAAGGCAUCCAGUGCUCGAGUUCCUAUGGCUCCCGAGCUGCAUUUGGAGCCUUUAAACUGCACAACUAUCUUGGCGCGCUGGCAGCUGGCACCCAGGAACUCAGCCAGUGUUCAAGGCUACAGACUCUUCUACCAUGAGGAGAGCCAAUCAGAGAGGGCCCCGAUUCAGCUGCGUGCCUUGGAUAACACAUACACCUUUGGAGGCCUUGACCCAAGGAAGAAAUACCACAUUAAACUUCUGGCUUAUAAUUUUGUGGGAGAUGGCUACCAGGCUGACCAGACUACCAGCACUCCUGGAUGUGUCUCUGUUAGAGAUCGCCUCGUGCCCCCUCCUCCUCCUCCACAUAAUGUGCGCACCAAGACUAACAGUUCGUCCGCCGUGUUUCUGCAUUGGGGUCGACCAGCCUUCACCUCCAGCCACGCGGUCAACUACACUGUCCGCUGCAACCCAGUAGGCCUGCAGAACGCCUCCCUGGUGCUCUACCUGCAGACGAAUGAGCAGAGCCUCCUGGUGCGAGAUCUGGAGCCUAACACCAAGUAUGAAUUUGCUGUUCGCCUUCACAUUGACCAGCUGUCCAGCCCCUGGAGCCCUGUGGUCUAUCAGAGUACUUUCCCUGAUGCUCCCACUCUGCCCCCUUCCAAUGUGAAAGUGACUCUGAUUGAAGUGGACACAGCGCUGGUUUCAUGGAAACCCCCAGAUGAAUCCAACGUAGCUGUGACACAUUACACCAUCCUGUAUGCCUCCAGAAACGCCUGGAUAGCUGGGGAAUGGCAAGUGCUGCAAAGAGAAGGAACCAUCACCAUGGCACUGUUGGAGAACCUGAAGCUUGGCCAGAUUUACUUUGUGAAAAUUUCUGCAUCCAACAACAUGGGUGACGGGCCCUUUUCUCAUACGAUGGAGCUGACAGUCCAAGCAGAUUUGUCCUCUGGUCAUGAUCCCCGGCUCUCUCGAGGCUCCACCCACUCCACAGGCUUUUCUGAUGGCUUCUACCACCUGGACCAAAAGUCAAUGACAGGGAUCACCGUUGGAGUCUGCAUCGCUCUCAUCUGCAUCAUCAUCUGUGCUUUCAUCAUCGUCUGCAGAGGGAAAAACAGGAAAUUUUCAGCAGUUAAAGAGUACAGAGACGAAGUGAACACAUCUGCCUCGGCUGCAGGACAGCUGGGCUCUGAGGGAGAAGCUGAGCAUGCUGAUGUGAGCGUCCCAAUGAUGAACCAAAACCAUUUCAUUGAUGCCAAGGGUGGAACAAAUCUCCUUAUAAAUUCUCUCGGCCCCGUUCAGCCCGGCACUGAGAAGAAAGAGAAAUGGUUUUGCUUCAGCAGUAAUGUGAAAAAGGACAGCAAAGCAGUGCAGAAUAUGAGACACAGUACCGUCUCCUACCAACACGGGACCACAGUGUUGACCUAUGAAGAGGAGCUGUCCAUGUCUCCAGACCAGCCCACCACCCUGCAGGCCCUGCUCUGGCGUCCCGGCGACUCGGAGGGCUCCUCCAGCAGUGAGGGCAGCCACGCAACCGGUGAUUCGGGUCGUUACUCUCACGACGAGACAGAGAUGACCAACCUGUCGACUGGAACCAGCAGCCGCCCUCCGUCUCAGACGGCGGAGGACAGCGGAGGCUCAGACUGCAGCGCCACCCCAGAAGAGUCAGGCGAGCUGAUGGAGGAAAGUCAGACUGACCUGAAGUCAACCGAGUCUGUCGAGAACGGCUGCUGUCAUCAUGAGGCGCAGAGCAGUUCUGAGUCUGCACUUUCUCUCCAAGUGUGUGUGCCUGAGUGUGUGUGUGCCUGA